Molecule: messenger RNA, 276 nt
Organism: Clunio marinus
Lineage: Eukaryota; Metazoa; Arthropoda; Insecta; Diptera; Chironomidae
Source: the annotation of a GenBank genome assembly
AUGUUUGAAAAAUUUCAUCAACUGAACAAGACUUUUCUUUUACUUAUUGUGGUCAUACAGAACGUGAAGUUAAAUGAGGCAGAAAAGAUUCAACUAUUAGAAGCAUCACACAAUACAUAUAGUUCAUUAGAAAAACAUGAAGAACAAAAAAAUAAUUCCAAUAAAGAUUUAAUGAAUAUACAAGUUGGAAAAGAGACGAGAGCAAGCACGACUUAUAAUAAAUCCCGACGAUUACUUACGAAAAAAACGUGGCACAUACCAAGACAGAAAGUCUGA